Alternaria atra is the source of this 891-nucleotide messenger RNA. RefSeq lists its product as uncharacterized. The coding region runs from base 1 to 891 and encodes 296 amino acids. The transcript has 3 exons. Gene Ontology annotation, cellular component: plasma membrane. The record is from RefSeq and is a predicted model, not a curated record. Gene Ontology annotation, molecular function: water channel activity. Gene Ontology annotation, biological process: transmembrane transport. Lineage: Eukaryota; Fungi; Ascomycota; Dothideomycetes; Pleosporales; Pleosporaceae.
AUGCCGCGCAUGUCCACCUACCGCGAGCCUAAGCAUCCACCACGCCGCCGUUCCCGGAGCCAAAACGGCCAUAACAGUCCUCUCCCACGCGAUGAAUCAGAUUAUGACGUACCUGCUCCUGAACCCAAGAAGCGUCUCAGUAGCCUUGAAGGGCACAUGGUAGCAGCCAGCGGAGAGUUCGUUGGCACUUUCAUGUUCCUCUUCUUUGCUUUUUCCGGUCAACUCAUGAUCACCAAUCAAGCGAGUGACCGAUCAAUCCUAAACGGUGGGACGAGCAGUCAGCAGAGUAUCUUUACAGCCUUAGUGUAUGGGUUUAGUUUGUUGGUUAAUGUCUGGGCUUUCUUUCGGAUUAGUGGAGGGUUGUUUAAUCCUGCGGUAACGAUUGGUAUGGUAGUUGCCGGUCAACUCCCCUUUAUACGUUCUCUCUUUCUCGUUCCUGCUCAGCUGCUCGCAUGCAUGUGUGCUGGCGGACUCGUCGAAUGCAUGUUUCCCGGAGACAUUGGUGUUGUCAACACUUCACUAUCCGGCGGUACCACCAUCGCCCAAGGUGUUUUCAUCGAAAUGUUCAUGACUGCCGAACUCGUCUUUGUCGUUCUGAUGCUAGCUGCCGAGAAGAGCAAGUCCACCUUCAUAGCACCCAUCGGAAUUGGUCUGGCGCUUUUUGUCGCCAUGAUGGGCGGGGUCUACUUUACGGGCGGUUCACUUAACCCGGCACGCAGUUUCGGUCCUGCUGUCGCUUCACGGUCGUUUGUCGGCUACCACUGGAUUUACUGGGUUGGCCCUAUACUUGGUGCGCUCCUUGCUUCGGCAUACUAUCGCUUUGUCAAGCACUUCAACUACGAACAGGCGAACCCUGGCCAGGAUUCUGCGGGUGGUCACUUCUCUGCAUAA